Molecule: messenger RNA, 3229 nt
Organism: Octopus bimaculoides (California two-spot octopus)
Lineage: Eukaryota; Metazoa; Mollusca; Cephalopoda; Octopoda; Octopodidae
Product: sulfotransferase 6B1
Molecular function (GO): sulfotransferase activity
Source: RefSeq, a predicted model, not a curated record
CACACACACACACACACACACACACACACACACAGAAAAUGAUUGUAAAAAAGAUAUACAUAAAUGUGUGUAGUUUAAUGCCAACCAAUUGUGAUUGUAUUGUUUCCCCUGUAUAACUGAAUGCAUAUCAUAUGCAUGUAUUUAUAUAUGUAUUUAAACACACAUACACACUCACGCUAUGAACACUAAAAAGAAAAAAGAAAAAAGAAAGCAAACAGUUUUAGAAUUAGACAUAGCCACUGACUUGUAACUUUUAUUCAAUCAUUGACGUAGACAAGGUAUAAGGAGUGGGGGCGUGAUUGUCGCUGAAGUUCAGCUGAGAAAGCUCAUGAUAUAGGCGAGUGAGAGACAAUAUUAUUCAAACGUAUUUCUGUCUGUCGUCGGUAACUUGUGUUCCCUGUGUUAAGAACAUCGCGACCAAGAAAUCAUGUCUACGUCAUCAUCAUCAUCAUUAAUGUCGUUGUUGAUGAACUCAGCAUCAACAACGGAAGGUUUGUUAAAUAAUGAUAUAAUUAAACAUUUUACCAAAAUAGAAGAUGAAGAAGGAAAUAGCAAAUUUGUUAUUUGCCAUGAUGGAGUCAUCUAUCCGCCAAUUCCUUCACUUUUGGAAUGUCUACCAAGAAUUUCUACAUUUAAGAAAAAAGCUGAUGAUGUUUUUAUUUGUGCAUAUCCUUACAGUGGAACUCAUUGGAUGUGGGAAGUGGCCAGUAUGAUUUUAAGGAGGAAAGCUGAAAGAAUAAGUGGUGUCAAAGAGGAAAUGAUGCUAGAAGUUAUACCGCAGCCAGGAUUGGACAACAUAGAGUCACCACGAGUGCUCAACACUCAUGUCUUGCCAAGUGUACUCCCUCCAGACAUAUUGUCUGAAGGCAAAAUUAUAUUGAUGAUGCGUAACCCCAAGGAUGUUGCUGUUUCUGCUUACAGGCAAUUAACCGGUUCACUUUAUAAUACGUAUGAAGGAAGUUUUUCAAAUUUCUUUGAGUUGUUUAUGAAGGGUCAAGUAUUUUAUGGUGACUAUUUGAAAUAUCAUUUAUCAUGGUUAAAGGCUAUUCAAGACAAACCUAAUGCAUUAAUCAUCUCUUAUGAAGAAGCUUCUCAGGACCUUGAAAAUGUUGUGUCUAAAAUCGCUAGAUUCCUUCAAGUUGAAGUGGAACCAGACCUGUGCAAAGACAUUGCUGACUUGUGCACAUUUAAGAAGAUGAAAGCUGAGAAGAAAUCUGAAAAUAUCGGACCACUUCCUACAGUUUUAUGGAAGCCAAAUAUUUCAUUUUACCGUACUGGUAAAGUUGCCACUUGGAAGAAUUGGCUUACUGUGUCACAGAGUGAAAGAUUAGAUGAACGCCUUAAUAAAGAACUGAAAGAUUAUGCCAACCUGAUCCAAUUCAGUAUCUGACCAGAAUCCAAAACUGUUUGUGUAUGUGAUUUAAGUUCUUUUGUAAAAUUCAAGACAUUUGCUUCGAUUAAUUCUGUUCCCUGGACUUGUGAAUAUGUGAGUUAGUGCAUGCAUAUGACUAGUUUUUUUCUUUGUACUGAUAUACUUGUACUCUGGUUCACAAUUGUGUGUGUGAUUGCUUUUAAUGUAUGCUUAUAAGUAUGUAAGUAUGUAUGUAUGAACACGUGUAUAUAUGUACGUAUGUACAUAUGCAAAUACUAGCUGGUGUACCCAGUAAUUCCCGGGGGUAAAGAUGUUCUAUUGAAAUGCCUUAUUACUCUGAUAUAAGAAAGCAAUUUCAUUAUAACUGCCACAAAAAGUGUAUUUUCUGUCACAAAAAAGUACAAACAACCUUCAGCUGGAGGAGGAAGAGAUUGGUGGAGGUUGGUGAGAGUGGUUUUUGGAGGUUGGUGACAACGAUUGUCGGAAGUUGGUGAGAGAGUUUAUAUAAAUAUAUGAAUGAAGUGUUUGAAGAAAGUGCAAUAAUGACGUUUACACUCACUGCUGGUUGCUCUCAGUAACUGCCUUUAGCUUACGGAGUUCUUGUUUUUAUAACUAUCAAAAAGCAGCCAGAAGGAUGGACAUAUUGAGAACAAAGGAUUUCUUUGGCGGUUGGUUAUCUCCAUUCCAGCCAGUAGAAGAGGUUAGAAGGGUCAAGUGGCAAAGACAUUAUUCUGCUUAGCGAAGGCAUCUGGGAAAUGUAUAACUGCUGUCUUUCACAGAAAGACUAUUGUUUUACCACGAGAAAAGCGCUGUUGAAGUGUUAAGUGAAAUUUGGCAAUCGUGGAUCGAAUCCACGCUAUGCCUGCAUGAAGCCACUACAAAUACGUUGUGGAAUAAAAAGUUUACCUACUGUCAUGGAAAAAGUGUAACUGUAAAAAUGCAGAAUUAUCGGAGUAAUGGGCAUUCAAAAAAGUAUGUAUGUAUAGAAAUGUAUGAAUGAAAUCCUUAAUGUUUAAGAUUCAAAUUAAGGAAGUGCAAUAAUAUUGUUUAGCAGUUCAAAACUGUGUGUAGUGAAAUGCAGAAUUAGGUUGGAUGAUCGUGAGAAUCAAAUAUUGAUCUUUUCGCUAAAAACUGCUGGUGGUAUGGGUUAUUUCCCUUGGGUUGUUUAAAUAAAAUAUUAGUAAUAUGUAGUAGAUAGAAGGAUCCAUUGGAUGAGCCCUAUUAUCGAUUUUUUUCAAAAAACUAAGUAUGUCACAAGGUUUCCAGACAUGAGUUCUACUCAUGUGUCAAAUAAAGUGAUAUUGUCUGCAAAAAAUAGAAAUUGGACACACAAAAAUUCAAUAUUCAAAGUAAUCAAACAUAAACAAUGAAAUGGAUUAUUUCCCUCGAGUAUUUAAAAAAAAUAUUGUGCAGAUGCUAUAGGUUAUUUCCCUUGGGAGUUUAAAAAAAAUAGCUAUAUGAGGUAGAUAUAAAGGUCCCUUCCAGGGGCCGUAUUAUCGAUUUUUUAACAAUCUAAGUAUGUCACGUGGUUUCAUCAAAAUCAAUAAAAUGAUGUAGGAGGAGUUAGCUAACAACACCACAAACAAGCACACACCGAUUUUCCACAUAUGUAGUAGAUAUUCACGCAUAUGUAUAAAAUUGAUGUGAGUCCUUAACAAAGAGAUGAAAUUCUUUUGUUUCAGUCAAUUUAACUUUUUGGGCUUCUGGUUACUUGCAUUGUUUGAUGUUUGCCUGUCUGUGUGCAUAUUGUUUGUGUAUGGAUACACUUGAACUCAUGGGCAUGCAUGUCAUGAUAGAACACAAGUAUAGGUUUCAUAAUUUUAUGCGUGUGUGUUUAUAUAUUAUAUAUAUUUAUAU